UACGAUUCCAACAGUGUUGUUGUGUAGAUGAUCAAGUUUUACUGUAAUCCAUGGUUAAGAUUUGGGUUACUAUCUAUGUCAAUAUAUUUACGGGGGCAGUAUUUGUACGGUGCACGAAAAUAAAUGCCUGGGAGUCUCGUCUUGGGGGGAAAUAUAUCCCAUAUUUGUAGUCUGCUCUUGCUGUUUUGACAGUGGUGCUAGCGACUAGCACACGGAUUUCUAUGGUCGUUAUUUGGUGGAUCCAUUAAAUGUAAUCGAGCUAUUACAUUUGAAAAAAAUCUGACACAUUACAUUUAAAGAAGAUGCAGGAUGACGCGCGCUACCUCAAACGCAAAGUGACUGCAGGCAGUUUGGAUGUCCAUCCCACAGAGAAGGCCCUUGUGGUCCACUAUGAGGUGGAAGCCUCUAUACUGGGAGAGGGUGGAGGUCACAUGCUGGGCGAACGAAAGGAGGGACAAAAAAUUAUCCGAGUGAAAAGUCUGUCUCCUAGUACAGAUGUAGGGGCUUUGGCCAAGAAAGUGGUGGAGGAGUGUAAACUCAUCCCUCCUUCCCGCUUGCCCCAGGUGGAGCAGCUCCUCUACUAUUUGCAAAACAGGAAAUCAUCCCCCGUGGAGGGCAAAAUGGAGAAGAAAGAGAAAAGAACUGUGAAACCUCGAGAGCUGACACCGUUUGAAGGAAUGGAGUUAAAUGAGGAAGCCGGUAUAACCAGGGUGGAUGAGUAUAUUGAACUGCUCUAUGAGGGCAUCCCAGAGAAGAUCCGAGGCUCUGCUCUCAUUCUGCAGCUCGCCCGCAACCCUGAUAACCUGGAGGAGCUGCUUCACAACGAGGCAGCCCUAGGUGCUCUGGCCAGAGUGUUGAGGGAAGACUGGAAACAGAGUGUAGAGCUUGCUACCAUCAUCAUUUACAUCUUCUUCUGCUUCUCCAGUUUCUCCCAGUUUCACGGAGUGGUGAGUCAUUAUAAAAUAGGCGCGUUGUGUAUGAGCGUGGUGGAACAUGAGCUGAAGAGACAUGAUAUGUGGCGUGAGGAGCUACGCAAGAAAAACAAGGCUUGUGAGUCAGCACCAGAGAACGGCUCUCUAAGAAGAGAUCAGGACAAAGCUGUGAGAAAAUACCACGGCCUUCUGUCUAAACAGGAACAGCUGCUCAGAGUGUCUCUUUACCUCCUGUUGAACCUUGCCGAGGACACGAGGACGGAGCUGAAGAUGAGGAAUAAAAACAUUGUCUGUCUGCUCGUCAAAGUUCUGGAACGAGAUGAUGAAGAGCUGCUGGUCCUGGUGGUUUCAUUCCUCAAAAAACUGUCCAUCUUCCUGGAGAACAAGAAUGACAUGGCUGAGGUGGAUACUGUAGAACGAUUGGCUCGUCUGGUUCCGUGUGACCAUGAAGACCUGCUAAACCUGACUCUGCGUUUGCUGCUCAACCUCUCCUUUGACUCUGGACUCAGAGCCAAGAUGGUGGAAGUUGGACUGUUACCUAAAUUGACUGCCUUGUUGGGUGAUGAGAACAGCCGUCAGGUAGCCAUGCGUAUCCUGUAUCACAUCAGCAUCGACGACCGCUUUAAGGGAAUGUUUGUUUACACUGACUGCAUACCUCAGCUAAUGCAAAUGCUGUAUGAGCACGGUGAGGAGGAAACCGAAGCUGAGCUCCUCUCCAUCUGCAUCAACCUGGCUGCUAACAAGAGGAACGCACAACUGAUGUGUGAAGGUAUAUUUAUCUGA
Cottoperca gobio is the source of this 1715-nucleotide messenger RNA. Its product is annotated as kinesin-associated protein 3-like. The record is from RefSeq and is a predicted model, not a curated record. Gene Ontology annotation, biological process: microtubule-based movement; cilium organization. The transcript has 12 exons. Gene Ontology annotation, cellular component: kinesin II complex; axoneme; ciliary transition zone. Bases 303 to 1715 code for a protein of 470 amino acids. Gene Ontology annotation, molecular function: kinesin binding. Lineage: Eukaryota; Metazoa; Chordata; Actinopteri; Perciformes; Bovichtidae.